AUGCAGAAGCGGCGUACUGCGUCAGCGACGGUGCUUCCACAGGAGGUGGUGGUGCCGCAUCCUCCAAUGUCGGGGACCUCAGCGGCAGCACCACGCCAUCGCAGUUACCAAGCGAACACCACCGCGAGUAGCCGCCCGCGGCAUGUUUCGCUCAACCCGCCGAGGCACGUGCCGAGGUGCAUUUUUACUGCACCCACUUCUGUCCCGUGGGCUUGCACCCUGCGCCGCUCUGACGACAUCUUUGCAACCAUAUCGCGCAGCCGACAGCGCCAUCCAAAGAAGGCGGGUGGGGAGGACCCUUUGCCACUGGUGAAAUCUUCCGCGGUCCCUUCCGCAGACGAGGUGAAGUCCCUCGCGGUGCACUGCGUGCCGUUUGGAGAGAAGAAGCUCAGCAUGGAAGGAGGUGAGGAUUCGUCGCACCUCAACGGUCUUUUUGAUGGCGGCUUGUCAAGCUCCACGCUCGUUGCGUGGCCUCCGAAGGAGCCGCGGCGUCUGUCGAGUCAGCUGGGCCGCUCACUGAGGCUAAAACUCGACACCGCCGCUAUCGAAGAGGAGCUUGGGUGCUCGACCAAUUCGCCGCUAGAAAACACUGUGAGCCUCACGGACUCGCAGCUGGUCAAGUUCGCCGCGUACGACACCCUGCGCCUUCUUUUCCUUCCCAUCUGGAAGCUCUACCGUUUUCACAAGCAGAUGGUGCAGACGAUGGCGAUUGUGGCCAAGUACGCGCAUCCCAAGAUCUUCCAGCGGCGGCAGCGUUGCAGCGAACGGGCUCCUGACACAAUUCUUCCCAAGCUUCGGAUUCCACACACGAAGCUGCGCUGGGCCGCUUAUUUCCUAGAAACGCAAGCGGUGUGCAUUCAGAGUGCAUUCCGGCGCCACCAUGCCCGCGUGCAGGCCGUGGUGGAGCUCAAUUACCGCAAAGUGCGUCGAGAUGUAGAAGAGGCGUACUGGGCGACCGUGGUGGCACAGCGUGAGGCUGAGCUCACCCAGCAGCAAUACCCCUUUAACGCCCUGUCAAAUGCCGUGCGACAAGUGAUUGAGGCGAGUGCCGAGUCGAAGAUGCGCACUGACACCACUACCCACCGCACCAACCUUCUCAGCCCCGCCGCCAACUCGACGCCUGCUACAGAGGCUCCCAGCUACGAGCUGGACGUCUACAACUUCUUCAUGAUCGGCCGACUGCCCGAGUCGCUGCUCCGGUUCGAGACGACCUCCGCUGUGUUUGCGCAACUUAGGCGGUCUGCUGCGCGAGCGCACUUGAUAGACGAUUUCUCGUCGACACGGGCUCGGCGUUCGGCCAGGGAAGAGCUUCGGAAACCGAACGACAUCCCAUCGACACACAAGCCUGUUGUGUGCAGAAGAAAGUGCCAUGCGCAGCUGCCGCACUUCCUGCCGGAGAGCGUGUACGUCGCUAUUCUCAACAACACUUGUUACAUGACGAGCCUCAUGCGCGACGACCGCAUGCUGCGGGCUCACCUACACCAACAGAAGCAUCCUUUGGAACCGUACUGA
Messenger RNA from Leishmania braziliensis MHOM/BR/75/M2904, 1512 nucleotides. RefSeq lists its product as hypothetical. The transcript has a single exon. NCBI's taxonomy places the organism in Eukaryota, Euglenozoa, Kinetoplastea, Trypanosomatida, Trypanosomatidae. Gene Ontology annotation, molecular function: protein binding. Bases 1 to 1512 code for a protein of 503 amino acids. The record is from RefSeq and is a predicted model, not a curated record.